This is a messenger RNA of Haliotis rufescens (red abalone), 1479 nucleotides long. RefSeq names its product galactoside alpha-(1,2)-fucosyltransferase 1-like. Gene Ontology annotation, cellular component: membrane. The transcript has 2 exons. NCBI's taxonomy places the organism in Eukaryota, Metazoa, Mollusca, Gastropoda, Lepetellida, Haliotidae. The record is from RefSeq and is a predicted model, not a curated record. Gene Ontology annotation, molecular function: galactoside 2-alpha-L-fucosyltransferase activity. Gene Ontology annotation, biological process: carbohydrate metabolic process. The coding region runs from base 198 to 1229 and encodes 343 amino acids.
CUUAGUUCCAAGUCGUGUCAUGGCAGGGGUUGGACGCGGAAAUUUUAAGUCGUGAGUAGACAGCUUUGUUGCGAUGCAGUGUGACGGAAAUCCGUUCAGGAAGGUUCAUCAAUAGUGACAGUUUUUAAGUGAAGACACUAAAAGUGGAAGUGUAGUGUUACUUAAAAGUGGAGAUAAAUAAGACAAUACCGAACGCCAUGAACUGCACGCGUAUUGUAAUAGCUCUUCUCAUCUCUACCAUUAAUUUCAUGUUUUUAUAUCUAACUAUUUCAAGGAAGCCUCAUUUUCAAACUAUGGAAUUUCCGUCAAAUAUGAAAACACGACUGACAAAUCAUCCAAAGACAGUAUCGUGUUUUAAUGGGAUUAACGUACCAGAGACCAUCAAUGAUAGUUUUGUGGAAAACACUUUUUCAAGAUGGCGGACAAGAGAUCCCAAUGACCACAUGCUGACGACUGAACCUUUUGGGCGCCUGGGAAAUCUGAUGUUUCAGUAUGCGUCUCUGCUUGGUAUAGCUUUACAUAACGGAAAGAGGCCAUUUAUCAAGCCGGAUAAUAUUUUGAAUACAGUAUUCAAUCUUUCUUUCGUUGAAAGUUGGGAUACGGAACAAUGGCUCCAGAUUGCAGAGAGACAGUUUGCAAGUUAUUCGCCGGAAUUUGAACAUCUGCCAGCAGGAAAUUAUGUUAUGGGUCAUUACUUCCAAUCCUGGAAGUACUUUCAACCCAUAAGAAAACAAAUUAGGAAAGAGUUUAGGUUUUCGGGUCUAUAUGAAAGACUACGGAGAAACAUAUUUCAUCUUUACACAUCUCCGUACAAGAAUCGAACCGUGAUAGCUUUGCAUGUAAGACGGACAGAUAUGAUGACACCAAACAAUGCAGGUUAUACAGAAGCCUCGGUUUCGUACAUAUACAAAGCUGUUCAACAUAUGAGGGACAGGUUUCGUAAUCCAGUGUUCCUGAUAGCUACAGAUGACAAGGCCUGGUGUCGACAGAAUCUGGACUCUGAAGAUAUGAUUUUGAUGACCACGACUAAUCCGUUCGUGGACUUCGGAGCUUUGAUUUUGUCUGAUCACAUGAUCAUGACGGUUGGAACAUUCGGAUGGUGGGCUGCGUGGCUUAUAAAUGGGUACACCGUGUACUAUAAAGAUUAUCCUACACCUGGGGGAAUGCUGGAAGCGAAGUUCACGAAAGAAGACUAUUUUAUGCCGCAUUGGAUUCCAAUGGGUGGAUAAAUAAACAAUAAUCGUUAAUUUAAUUUGGGUGUUGAUGGGUACUCGGAUAGGCGGGUAGAGCACGGGUCGGCCGAAGGUGGACCUCGAGUCCUUCCUACAGGUUCUACUACACCAGAUCAGAAUCCGUCGUUUAACGAGCAGUUUUCGUAGAGCCUCCAGUGCAGACUGAAUCAUCUGGCAGCUGUAAUUGGGUGAUUUUGUGAAGAAUUUUAGGUUUUUAUAAUGUACAUCCUUCCAGUAAUUAAAGCUG